AUGGAUCCAAAUCAAUUCGCUCAACUUUUGGAGCACCAGACCAAGCUGUUUGGUCAAAUGAUGGUCGGCAUACAAAAGUCCAAUGCUGCGGCUCAGUUUGCUGCACCUGUGGGACCCUCUCUGGGAGGCAAUAUUUCGGUCCCACAACCAGCAGCUCUAACCCUGGAAGGCGAUAUGGAGCAGAAUUUCGAUUUCUUCGAAAAAAGUUGGACUAGCUACGUUAAAGCUGUCGGAAUGGACCGAUGGCCUGGAGUGACCGAGGAACAAAAAGUGAGCUUCCUCAUGUCUGUUAUUGGAGAGCCGGCAAGGAAGAAAUACUUUAAUUUCGAGCUAACAACAGCAGAACAAGCAACGGUGGAAAACGCUCUGGCAGCAAUAAAGGAAAAAGUCAUAGCAAAGCGCAACGUCAUCAUAGAUCGUCUGGACUUUUUCUCAGCUUCGCAGUUGUCUGGAGAAUGCAUCGACGAUUAUACGACUCGCCUGAAGGUUCUAGCCAAAUCUGCCAGGCUGGGAGUAUUGGAAACAGAACUGAUCACUUAUAAAGUCGUUACUGCCAAUAAGUGGUCACAACUCCGUACUAAAAUGUUAACAAUCACCGAUAUAACUUUGGCAAAAGCUGUUGACAUGUGCAGAGCGGAGGAGAUAGCAGCAAAGAGAUCUGUGGAGUUGGCGAUUCCAAGUACCAGUGAUGUAAAAAAAGUUUCAAGACCGGUGAAGAAAACUCCCAUCUGCAAAUUUUGUGGUGACCGACAUGAGUUCUUCAAAGGCUCGUGCCCAGCUUUGGGGAAAAGGUGCCGUCUCUGUAAAGGAAAAAACCAUUACGAGAAAGUCUGCAGCAAACGCCAGAGUUCCAGCUAUAAAAAACCGAAGAAAGUGAAGGAAAUAAUAAAAGAAAAUAGUGCAAGUGAAUCGGAGGACGAAUCAUCAAACCACACUUCAAGUGAAAGUGAUGAAGAAUAUGUAAUUGGAAAAAUAGUGGAUAACUCUGAAAGUGGUGGUAGCGUAUCUGCGGAUCUCGCUCUAAAGUUCGGUAGUGUUUGGAAAUCAGUGAAAUGCGAAUUGGAUACAGGAGCUAGCACGAGUCUAGUUGGUCAACAAUGUUUAGCCAAACUGUCUGGGCAGUCAAAUCCGUCAUUGUUUCCGUCAAGAUACCGUCUGCAAAGUUUCGGAGGCAAUCCAAUUAAAGUUCUUGGAGAAGUAAAGAUACCAUGUCGCCGCAGAAAUAAGAAAUACAAGUUGGUACUUCAAGUUGUAGAGGGUGACCACUGUCCGUUGCUAUCGGCGAAAGCGUGCCGUAUUCUGGGUUUCGUGAGAUUUUGUAAAGAAGUAUCGUUCAUCGCACCCAAGUCGACCGACACUUCCCGGAAGCUGUUAAAUGUCUACAGAGUCCAAGCAUCCAGAAUUAUUGAGGCUCAUAAUGAUAUUUUCAAUGGGUAUGGGAAAUUAGCUGGAACCGUUUCCCUAGAAGUGGAUAGGAGCAUUGCACCUUCAAUUCAACCACCCCGUAGAGUGCCAAUUGCUAUGCGAGACAAGCUGAAGAAGGAGUUGGAAUCUCUCGAGAAGGAUGGCCUGAUAGUGAAAGAGCUGAAACACACAGAAUGGGUAAGCAACAUAGUUAUUGUACAGCGUGGUAGCCCCGAAAACCCUAGUAUCAGAAUAUGUUUGGACCCCAUUCCGUUGAAUAAGGCUUUGAAGCGUCCAAAUCUCCAAUUCGUUACGCUGGACGAAAUACUUCCAGAAUUGGGGAAGGCGAAAAUAUUUUCGACUGUCGACGCUAAAAAAGGUUUUUGGCAUGUGGUAUUAGAUGAGCCCAGCAGCAAACUUACCACGUUCUGGACCCCGUUCGGUCGCUAUCGCUGGACCCGCCUACCAUUUGGAAUAGCACCCGCUCCUGAAAUAUUUCAAAUGCGUCUACAGGAAGUAAUUCAAGGACUAAAUGGAGUUGAGUGCAUAGCGGAUGACUUGCUUGUCUAUGGAACCGGCGACACAUUGGAAGAGGCUCUGAUCAACCAUAACCGCUGUUUGGAAACACUUUUAAAUCGUUUGGCAGAGCACAAUGUGAAAUUGAACAAAUCCAAGCUCAAACUCUGUCAGACGUCAGUUAAGUUCUACGGUCAUGUGCUGACGGAUGAAGGAAUAAAGCCAGACGAAAGUAAGAUAGCUACGAUCCAAAACUUUCCCACACCAACAAAUCGCAAGGAGGUCCAUCGCUUCAUAGGUAUGGUCAAUUACCUGAGCCGUUUCUUGAAAAAUCUUAGUGCUAAUCUCACCAAUCUCCGCAAGUUAAUCCUAGAAUCGGUGCCAUGGCAAUGGACAUCGACCGAAGAAGAAGAGUUUCGUCGAGUGAAGGCGCUUGUUGCAGAUGUGGGCACUCUUCGGUACUACAACAUGAACGAGCCACUUACCAUUGAGUGCGAUGCCAGUUGUUUUGGUUUGGGUGCAGUUGUUUACCAGAUGGAUGGAGUACUGGCGUAUGCAUCGAGAACGCUUACCCAAACGGAACGGAACUACGCACAGAUUGAGAAGGAGCUGCUGGCCAUUUUAUUUGCGUGCACUCGAUUCGACCAAUUGAUCGUUGGCAAUCCCAAGACCGUUAUCAAAACAGACCACAAGCCGCUUAUUAAUUUGUUCCAAAAGCCUCUACUCUCUGCUCCGCGACGUCUUCAACAUAUGCUGCUCAAUCUCCAGCGCUACAGACUGUCCAUAGAGUUUGUAACCGGCAAGGAGAACGUCGUUGCUGACGCUCUGUCUCGCGCACCACUUAAUGAGCAGAACCCCGAAGAGUUCUUUGAAAAACGUGAAAUCUACAAAGUAUCCAACGAAGUUGAACAACUGCAGUUGAGUAAGUUUCUAGGAGUUUCGGAUAGUCGCUUGGAGGAAAUAAAAACCGAGACCAACAAGGACCAGUCAAUGCAACUGAUCAUUGGAUACGUACAGCACGGUUGGCCUGUGACGGCCGAUCGUGUACCCGACAGCGUUAAGAUUUAUUUCAAUUUCCGUGACGAGCUAUCUACUCAAGAUGGUUUAGUGUUUCGCGGAGACCGAAUAGUGAUACCACAUGUACUACGACGUAAACUUGUAGACUGCUGUCACAUAAGCCACAAUGGAAUCGAAUCAACACUCAAGCUGGCUAGAGCAAACAUCUUCUGGCCGGGUAUGUCAUCGCAGAUCAAAGAUGUCGUCAAGCAGUGCGUCACCUGUGCCAAAUAUGCCGCCUCGCAACCGAAUCCUACGAUGAUGACCCACUGCAUACCAGUGUAUCCUUUCCAGCUAGUGUCCAUGGAUGUGUUCCAAGCAGAAUAUAAUGGCAUCAAACGUAAGUUCCUAGUCACCGUAGACCAUUACUCUGACUUUUUUGAACUGGAUCUACUGAAAGACUUGACUCCUGAAUCAGUAAUCAGCAUCUGCAAGCAAAAUUUUGCUCGUCAUGGUAAACCGCAACGAGUCCUUAGUGAUAACGCCACAAACUUUUCGAACGUGAAAAUGGUCCAGUUUUCUAAAGAAUGGGAUUUCGAGUUGAUAACUUCAGCACCACAUCACCAACAAGCGAAUGGUAAAUCAGAAGCGGCUGUGAAAAUAGCAAAACGUUUGCUCAAGAAAGCGGAAGAAACUGGCACUGACUACUGGUACGCACUUCUUCAUUGGAGGAACAUUCCGAAUAAGAUUGGUUCCAGUCCUGCAUCUCGCUUAUUUUCACGCUCAACCCGAUCUGGAGUACCAACAUCGACCGCAAAAUUGCUCCCAAAGGUGGUAGAAAAGGUACCUGAAGCUAUAGAAGAAAACCGUAAAUCAUACAAACGACAUUAUGAUAGAAAAACUCGUAAAUUACCUGAUCUCCAAGUUGGUUCGCCAGUAUACACCCAGUUGCAUCCAGAAACUUCUAAGCAAUGGUCCGCUGGAACAAUUGCCAAUCGUUUGAGUGAGCGGUCCUAUGUAGUCAACGUUGAUGGAGUGGAUUAUCGUCGUAGCCUCGUACAUCUUAAGCCACGUAAUGAACCCGAUACCUCGAACCUCGAUCAAACUUUGGCCAUUCCUGAAACAAGUUCUUCAAGCCCGAAUCAAGUACACGUCCGAGAAACUGAACAACCGAACAAUUGGAAGGAGGAAAACACAACAACACAGCUUGCUUCGAUCGAUUCCAAUCCGUCGACAUCAACAUCAGCAGCGUCGCGCACCCGGCCGACGCCCACUUCAAAACAUACACGAUCAACACAACAAACUCAAAAUCAGGUUCCGAAUGAAGCAGGUGCAGGAAGACCGAAACGUGAAAUACGCAUUCCGGAUAGAUUCAAGGACUUUGAAGUAACAUUUGAAUAA
Molecule: messenger RNA, 4317 nt
Organism: Uranotaenia lowii
Lineage: Eukaryota; Metazoa; Arthropoda; Insecta; Diptera; Culicidae
Exons: 1
Coding region: 1-4317 (1438 amino acids)
Biological process (GO): DNA integration
Molecular function (GO): nucleic acid binding
Source: RefSeq, a predicted model, not a curated record